Messenger RNA from Tigriopus californicus, 1491 nucleotides. RefSeq lists its product as uncharacterized. The coding region runs from base 126 to 1247 and encodes 373 amino acids. NCBI's taxonomy places the organism in Eukaryota, Metazoa, Arthropoda, Copepoda, Harpacticoida, Harpacticidae. The record is from RefSeq and is a predicted model, not a curated record. The transcript is spliced from 4 exons.
GUGUUCACUCCGGAGCUCUCCAGUAGUAUUUCUUUUAUUGGGCUUAACAUUUAUGGACAGUGUUUUUGAAUUAAAACAAAAGGUUUACAAGAUUCAUCAGUGACUGUUGAGCAACUCCAGAAACAAUGAAUAAAAUGAUCUGGCAAUCUUUCGCAAUUUCUUGUGUGGUUCUGAUUUGCACUGCCGAGGCCCGUCAAGUGCCCAACUGGGUAAGUGCGGCCCUCAACAGAUUCAAGCGGCAAGAUGCGGCAGUGGAUUUGCAUAAUUCCGAGUUCUGCGUGGAUGUCUCCACUUAUGGAGAGGUGAUCUUUGAGCCGCAGAAUCGAAACAAGUGCGACUCUGAAUUUGUCAAAAAGUGCGAAACCAAAUCCGAACGGGUUUGUGACGAGGUGACCGAGAUCCAAUGUGAAAUUGUUCCCUACACCGAAUGUCAGAUGACCAUGGAGGCCACACCUUACAAGAGCUACGAAAUGGUGCCCAAGACAUACACCAAGAAGGUGUGUUCUGAAGGCAUGGACACGGUCCAACACACCAAGAUGAUGCCCGAAUGUCGGAAUGUGACCAAACAGAACUGCAUCACCAAAUGGGAAACCGACGAGGAGGGCAAUCAAGUUUGGGCCGGAAAUGAGGCCUGUGAGCCGGUUACGUGGAGGGAAUGCAAAUUGGUCCCUCGCCAAGUGGACUUCAAGGUGCCCAAAAUUAAUUGCGAGGAUGCUGAAGAAAUCCCCUACACGGAUUGCGAGGAUGCCGAGAAGUCUCAAAUGACCACCAAGAUGGUAUGCGAAGUCAAGCACACGAGCAGCUGCAAACCCGUGCCCUCGACCAAGUGUCAAACCAUCGAGUUCCAAGAGUGCUCCGAGGAGGCUGUCGAGACUUGUGAAGACCAGGAGAUUAUGGUCCCGAGUCAGGAGAAGGAACACAAGAAGAAGUGCUUGCUCCCUGAUGAUGGGAUUAAUGGUGUCGGUCCCGCUCCACGACAGGCCAAAGUAUUGAAAAAUGUCGAAGCCCGUGGGAAGCAAAAGGUUCAAUUGCAACAGCUCCCCCUCCAACAACGGGUUGACGAACCAACGGCUAUCGAUCAGGGAUCGCCCCAAGUAUUGCCCCUGGAUCGUUUGGCGUCGGCGGCUUCUACGACAAGACAAUCCCGCGCUUUCUCGUCAAGGUUGGGACGUCCAGCUCAACAAACGCGAUUUAUCCCGCAACAAAUCGUGGACAAAAGAAGGAUUCAAGGGCAGUUUAUCAAUUAGACGAGGUUCUCAUCUUGUAUAAGCCCCCCUCAUGUGCAGUCCUACAGUAUAGCCACCUACCUAUCAGUCAACAGCAUCAUUAUCAUAAUAAUCCCCGCCUCCCUAGUCGAGCAAUUUUUAGUUUGCUUCCUUUCGUUUCAAAGUGUAUACACCAAGUCCUUGUUCUGUUUUCAAACAAUAUUUAUUGAAAAACAAUAUCAUUUAUGAUGAACAAAUCAACCAGAAUAUAUUGUUCCAAACAAAC